AUGGCAUCCCUGCUGCCCAUCCGGACCUUGCCCUUGAUCCUGAUUCUGCUGACUGUCCUGGCCCCGGGGGCUUCAGACUUCAACAUCUCGAGCGUGUCUGGUCUGCUGUCUCCGGCGUUAACAGAGAGCCUGCUUGUUGCCUUGCCCCCCUGUCACCUCACAGGGGGCAACGCCACGCUGAUGGUCCGGAGAGCCAAUGACAGCCAAGUGGUGAAAUCUAGCUUCGUGGUGCCUCCGUGCCGUGGGCGCAGGGAGCUGGUGAGUGUGGUGGACAGUGGGGCCGGCUUCACGGUCACCCGGCUCAGUGCGUACCAGGUGACAGACCUCGUGCCAGGAACCAAAUACUACAUUUCCUACCUAGUGACGAAGGGGACAUCCACUGAGUCCAGUAGAGAGACCCCAAUGUCCACACUUCCUCGAAGGAAGGUGGAAUCCAUUGGGCUGGGAAUGGCCCGGACGGGGGGCAUGGUGGUCAUCACAGUGCUCCUCUCUGUUGCCAUGUUCCUGCUGGUUCUGGGCUUCAUCAUCACGCUGGCCCUGGGCACCCGGAAGUGA
Messenger RNA from Neomonachus schauinslandi (Hawaiian monk seal), 555 nucleotides. RefSeq names its product uroplakin 2 (gene UPK2). Bases 1 to 555 code for a protein of 184 amino acids. The transcript has 5 exons. Gene Ontology annotation, cellular component: apical plasma membrane. Lineage: Eukaryota; Metazoa; Chordata; Mammalia; Carnivora; Phocidae. Gene Ontology annotation, biological process: epithelial cell differentiation. The record is from RefSeq and is a predicted model, not a curated record.